Molecule: messenger RNA, 1271 nt
Organism: Oncorhynchus nerka (sockeye salmon)
Lineage: Eukaryota; Metazoa; Chordata; Actinopteri; Salmoniformes; Salmonidae
Exons: 10
Coding region: 170-1183 (337 amino acids)
Source: RefSeq, a predicted model, not a curated record
UAACUGACUUGCCUAGUUAAAUAAAGGUAAAAUAAAUACAAAUUUACACCCCUUGGUCUGAGUGAUGAAAGCACUUGGUCUUUAAGUUUGUAGAUCAGUGGAAACGAAUCGGAGAGAGAUUAGAGAAUAGACGCACAAUGAGAUUCCUAUCGAAAGUAAAAGUAAUUCGAUGCCCUGGGUGCGACGCGAACAGACAGACGCACGACAAAACGGCAACAAAGUGCACGGAGUGUUCAAGGACAGCUAUAGCUUAAUGCAUGGAUCAUAUAGUUGGUCAUAUAGUGGAAGCUGUUGCGUUUUAACCGAGGGGAUGGAGACUCUCGAUGCCCGCCGGACAGGUGCCAGGAUGCAGGAUAUGGACAUCAUGGAUCUGCACCCCUCCCUUACACCUGAGGUUGAAGACUUUCUGCCAGAAUUAGACCUGGAUGGCUUUCUGGAACACGAGGAUUUUCCUUUUGACUUCAAUGAUGCUCUGUUUGACCUGGACUUUAAUGUGGACAUACAGACUGGUGAGGUUGCCAUACCGACAGCUGUGGCCGAGCCAGGCGACCAGAAACAGAACUGCGAGACACAGAGAGCGCUUGGUGACGGACAGAGGAAGAGGAGAUCGACAGAGGCUGGUGAUGGACAGAGGAAGAGGAGAGCGACAGAGCUUGGUAACGGACAGAGGAAGAGGAGAGCGACAGAGCCUGGUGACGGACAGAGGAAGAGGAGAGCGACAGAGCCUGGUGACGGACAGAGGAAGAAAGCGACAGAGCCUGUGGACGGACAGAGGAAGAGAGAGACCCAGACAGACUCUCCCAUCAGAGGUUGUGCUGGUUCUCCUCCCCUCUCGGCCGUGACUCUCUCUUCUCCUCCUCCCAGACUUGUCCAGAUCGCUCCUUCUCUCUUUUACAUUCCUGGGUUUGGGACUGCUACUUUCAUCUCUUCGUGUAGCAAUGGCUCAGAGCUGCAGCUCGUUCAAGCCCCUGUUUUCGGCUUCUCAAGACCUCCCACCUACAUACUGAUGUCUUCUCCCUCGCUGUCUCCUAGAACCCUCGACGUCCUACCUCUCUCUCCAGUUGACGGCGCGUUAGCUCCAGACUCUAUGUGUUCGUAUCCUCCUGGGUCUCUGUCUGACUGUGCCAGCCAAGCCCUGCCUCCCCCCUCUGCCUCCCCCCUCCCCCCAGGACAGGUGAGUUAGUGUCCUCUCCCUGUCCCUCUGUCCUCUCCCUGUCCCUCUGUCCUCUCCCUGUCUCUCUGUCCUCUCCCUGUCUCUCUGUCCUCUCCCU